AUGGCAGAAUCAACGCCCUCAAAAGAUACCCGCUCUCAGACACACCAAGGUGAUGUGCUCGCCAAGCCAGCUCCCGACAUUGCCAAUGGUGUUGCUUCCAGUGUGCAGGAUUUUAUGAAUCUCGUCCAUGAGGCGAACGAGGCAAAUGAGCGCGAGCGAGAGAUGAAACUCCUUACAGCUUUCCGAGUCUAUCCUAAGGCGAUACUAUGGAGUAUUAUGCUCUCAUCCACCCUUAUCAUGGAGGGGUAUGACACUUCAUUAGUUGGAGCUUUCAACGCUUAUCCGUCCUUUCUUAAUGUUUUCGGAAUCAGAGCUCCCGAUGGAAGUCUUAACAUUCCUCCAUCCUGGCAAAACGGAAUUGCUGCAGCAACUAACUGCGGAGAAAUUAUUGGUCUACAGGUUGCUGGUGUGAUGUCGGACAGAGUUGGGUACCGGUGGACGCUUAUCUUGGCUCUUAUUUGCCUAACGGGGUUUAUUUUCGUCCCAUUUUAUGCAACGACAUUGACGGUUUUCCUUGUCGGCGAGCUACUGCAAGGUAUCAGUUGGGGGGUUUUCCAAACUAUGACAACCGCUUACGCCGCAGAGGUGUGCCCGGUUCCUCUCCGUCACUAUCUGACUACUUUUGUCAACCUGUGCUGGAUUAUAGGACAAUUUAUUUCAGCUGGCAUCCUGCGGGGCUUAGUCAAUCGUCAAGAUGUAUGGGGAUACAAAAUCCCUUUCGCAAUUCAAUGGGUUUGGCCGAUUCCCAUCGGAGUUGGUAUAUUUCUUGCUCCAGAGUCGCCGUGGUGGUGUGUCCGGAAAGGCUACACCGAACGGGCACGCAAUGCUCUUAGAAGGCUGACAAUCAAAAACUCGUCCUUCACCAGCAGAGAUGAAGAUCGACAGAUGGCUUACAUGAUAUACACGAAUGCGAUGGAGGAAGAAACCUCAAAGGGAACCAGCUACUGGGACUGUUUCCGCGGCAAAGAUAUUCGUCGAUCAGAAAUCGUCUGCAUGACAUGGAUUGCACAGACACUUUCCGGAACUGCGAUCGGAGGAUUAUCGUCAUAUUUUUACGUCCGGGCUGGAAUCAGCACCCAAGACUCAUAUAGCCUCUCUUGGGGCCAAACCGCUAUCAGUGCAGUUGGCACCAUGACAUCAUGGCUAGUUCUAGAUCGUCUAGGCCGAAAGUCAUUGAUGUGUGGCGGUAUGGUUGUUAUGUUUGUGUUACUUCUGGUAGCGGGUGGGAUGGGUAUCCCCUCCACGCCAUCUACAGCUACAUCAUGGACCGCAGGGACGAUGGUUCUGUUGCUUUCAGCAGUAGCUGACUUCUCGGUCGCACCAGUCGUGUAUGCCAUUGUCUCGGAAAUUCCAUCAACGCGCCUUCGUGCAAAGUCCAUUAUCCUGGCCAGAAAUGCGUAUAAUAUAAUCAAUCUUGCGUUUGUGAAUAUUGUCUCAUAUAGGCAACUUAACGCUUCUGCAUGGAACUGGGGACCUAAAGCGUGCUUCUUUUGGGCAGGUAUAAACCUGCUCAUGAACUUAUACCUUUACUUUCGGCUGCUGGACUGGGAAGCAUUUGUUGCCGCAAUUGCUUCCUCUGAUGUGCAAUCGAAGUUCUUCAGCGCCAUUGCUACCUGGAUCGGGGCUACUGUCAACGCUGCACCCUUGACUCAUUAUUACGAUGCAAUCAGUGGCAACUGGCAGGACUUUGCUGCGCGCCCUGUUGUUGGUGGUGCCUUUGCAUUGCUUGCUCUUCCGUAA
This is a messenger RNA of Talaromyces rugulosus, 1740 nucleotides long. RefSeq lists its product as uncharacterized. Gene Ontology annotation, cellular component: membrane. Lineage: Eukaryota; Fungi; Ascomycota; Eurotiomycetes; Eurotiales; Trichocomaceae. Gene Ontology annotation, biological process: transmembrane transport; carbohydrate transport. Gene Ontology annotation, molecular function: carbohydrate:proton symporter activity. The transcript has 9 exons. The record is from RefSeq and is a predicted model, not a curated record. The coding region runs from base 1 to 1740 and encodes 579 amino acids.